AUGCCACCCAAGCGUAUCCUCGUCGAGAAGGCCGGCGGCUCGCGCCGAGGAGCCCCGAAGGGCAUCGUCAGAACCACAUACGAUACCCUGACAUCACCCGAGAACCGCCCGGUUGUCACCAGUAUUGCUGCGUUCGGCACCGCCGUCACAUUCCUCUCCAGCGCUUGGGCAGAAUUCCUUCUCGUUCCGCAAUAA
Molecule: messenger RNA, 195 nt
Organism: Phialemonium atrogriseum
Lineage: Eukaryota; Fungi; Ascomycota; Sordariomycetes; Cephalothecales; Cephalothecaceae
Product: TOM core complex subunit
Exons: 3
Coding region: 1-195 (64 amino acids)
Source: RefSeq, a predicted model, not a curated record